Molecule: messenger RNA, 1389 nt
Organism: Mycena indigotica
Lineage: Eukaryota; Fungi; Basidiomycota; Agaricomycetes; Agaricales; Mycenaceae
Product: Zn(2)-C6 fungal-type domain-containing protein
Exons: 2
Coding region: 1-1389 (462 amino acids)
Source: RefSeq, a predicted model, not a curated record
AUGAAUCCCACCUCAACGCUCCCAACCCUUCCAGACGUCCCCAUCGUGUUUCCGAAUGCCGACCCUGGCUUCAUCGAAGAAAAUCUGCUCCUCGACUGGAUGACGCGUCUCAGUACACGCGCAAAGACACACAUUGCCAGUGCCGCAAAGAAAGGCCACCAGACGAAUGUCACGACCUUUCUGCAGGACAUCAUACAACAUCUACCAAGUGCAUCGACCACCGUUGAGCAGUCACGACGGGUGAUACUACAGAAUCUGCAGACAAACAGACCGCCGGAUCCUCCCCAACGCCGCAAAUCCGUGCCGCUCCUCCCUCUCAAGCGGGCAAGCAAACGCGAACCAUGUGACGAUGACCGAGAAGGAACCUCGGAGUCAAGCGCAACCUUGGUCCAUCGCCGACCUCGACGUUACAGCCCUCCUUCACUAUUCAUUGGUCACGGACCCACAAACUCGCGCCACCUACACAUUGCGUAUCGACCCGCUGAAGAAUUGUCCGAUAUAGUAAAUCCAGCAGAGCUUACGAUCGAUCCACGCCAGACCAACGUGGCAACAUCGAGUCCAACUUCAAUGGCCCUCAGGCCAAGUACUUCAUUUGUGACUCCCUCUCCGAACUUGCCUCAGCGCGAAAACGGGGUGGUCUACCAACAACAACCUUGGGAACAGCAUUGGGAUUGGAAUUUGGCGUCUCAGGUCGCCUCUCCGUCGCCAGAGCGCCCUCGACUGCGCGACACCGCUCUUGUACCUUCUUCGAGCCCACUUGUUCCACCCACAAGCUCUCCCACCGUCGUCUGCCCCACUUCCCCCCUUGCGGCGUUUGCACCGUCAUCUCCUGUCAUGUUAUUUCCAGGCUCGAGUUCGCCGACCAGAGGGCUGAAGCGAGCCCGCUCUCCCGACGAAAGUGAUUCAGAGAGUGGAGAUCCACGACAUCCAUUGCAGUAUUCGCGUUCUGCUCCCGCAGCUGUGUCGACGCCGAAACGACGAAAACGCGCUUAUUCCAGUCCGAUUUCCUCUCCUAAAAGAGGCCCGACUAUAAGCGACGCGGUUGAAGCUGUUGGGGAGCAAGAAUAUAUCUCAGAUAACGGGGAGUCGAGCUCCCCGUCUAGUUCGACCUCUUCCGCCAGCCCGAUGGCUUCGCCAACGGUUGACCUGACAUCUUUUCGCGCCAGAGUCAGGGCUAAUUCGUUUCGGGCCUCGGCAAUGCGGGGGUUUACGAUGCCAACAUGGAGCCCUGCGAGUAAUGACUCGAAAGCUACUCCACCUAAAGAAGAGCCGGCCAGUCCUCAUGUCGGUGUUGUAACUCGCCGCGCUGCCGCUGCUGCCUUAGCCGCCUCGUCAACACCCGCGCAUACCCCUCAGCGUGGGCGUGGGCGUGGGCGAGGCAGGGGGUGA